GUUUUUGAGAACAGGGCUCAAUGAUGAAAGUUUACAGUUUUUUGUAACUGUCUUAGCAGCUGAGCUAUACUUCCGCUUACAUCACCAGCUUCUGUGUAAAACUGCAAACACACCUGCGUUUAAAAAAAAAAAAAAAGCAUCACCGCCACACCCUCCUCGGAGUGCAGCAGCAGCAUCCUCAGCAGCAGCAUGGUGCCAGCCGUCCUGCUCGUUUUGGCUGUCACAGCAGUCUGCAAUGGCAUCCUCCCUGAGAUAGUGAACUCGGGCAUUAGUCACAUCCUGGAGGAUGACUCUGCACAGGGACAAGCGGAGCCGGACAGCGUAUUUGUGGAAGUGGAGCAGCUGCCAGAGGAUCCCCAGCAAACGCCAGAGGACUCGUUUCACCAAACAAAUGAGGAGAACUCUCAGUCGAGUCUUCACAAUGAAACUGCUUCUGAUAAAGUGACUGAUAAAGACCAGGAGACAAACAACAUUACCACAGUCGACAGUUCUAACGACCUGGAGAACAGAGUCGAUCACGGAUGCAUCAGUGACGAUGACUGUGGGAAGGGAAGGUACUGCCUUCACGACCCACAUAAUGCCAAGUGUCUGCCAUGUAAAGCACUCGAUAUGUCCUGCACUAAGGAUGCAGAGUGCUGUGGUGAACAGCUCUGUGUGUGGGGCCAGUGCAGCCAAAAUGCAACGAAGGGAGAGGCAGGAAGCACUUGUCAAUACCAGACUGACUGCAGCCCAGACCUCUGCUGUGCUUUCCAUAAAGCCCUCCUCUUCCCCGUCUGUUCGGCCAAGCCUAUUGAGCGUGAGCGCUGCUUUGGUGCCUCCAACCACCUGACUGAGUUGUUGUCCUGGGGCACGCAAGAUGAGGGACCCAGGAAAUAUUGCCCCUGUGCAGGAGAUCUCCACUGUCAACACCUGGGACGGGGGUCAAUGUGCCUGAAAGGAGAGGACUCGAGUGAAGAGGACCUGACAGACACUCUGUACUCAGAGAUAGACUACAUACUUUAGGCUCGGCUCGAUUUAUUAACAUUGCCUUGUAAAAAGCUAGACAGACUUCUGAGCUUUUUUCUUUUUUCUUUGCAAAGAGCACUUUCUAUUUGCCGGCUUCAGUCAAAGCAGUAAAGAUUUAGGGCAUGGGAAAUGGAUGGCAGUAUAUGUAGACUAGAAUUUUAGAAAUACAGACAGGUGGCACAUGAAAGGAAAAAAAACUGGCGGCUUAUCCAGACUUGACUCAGCUGGUGAUUGGAUGAACCUCCGGGUGACUUUAACCAAUCACCUCUGUAAAAGAAAACGCCACAGCGAGUGUCCAAAGCAAAAAGCAAGCCACAGACACAGGAGCUAGUUGUGUCGUCGGCACGUUGUUUGAUGAUUCUUAAAUCUUUUUAAGGGAAUUCUGGGCAAGAGGCACUUGAAGGCAGCCACUUUGUAAAAAAACUACUUGUCAAGUCCUUUGAUGCAGCUUCAUUUCUUUGUUGUUGCAGUCAUCACAGUGGGGGUGAUGAUGUGACUGCCCCCGUUUUGCUGGCAUGGCUCAGGUCCCCUUGGAUUGACAGGUUGCUCAAAAUCAAUAUGAAUUUGUUCGGUGUAAUCUCCUUUAUCCUAGGAUGGAACAUGUCCACCAUGAUGGGAGAUGUUCUCUUCUGAGAUUACAUAAUUACAGUUCAUAGGGUACAUGCGGAAACUGAAAUAUGAAAAUGAACUGAAUAAACAGAUGCAGUGGCCUUUGCAGUCUCCAGAUCUCAACUAAUCCGUGGGAGAUUUUGAAACAUCAUUUCAAAAAUGAGAGAUUGCUUGGAAGACCUGAACAUGAUUUUUGGAGAUAGAGAUGUUAAUGUAUCUGGUGUUUAGACUCGCACAGCCCAUCGUGGCAGAAUGGAAUCCCGGCGGUGAUAGGAUUUAGGCCAGGACCCCUGAAAGUCUAGACCCUGGUGGUGGUGAAGAUGAAGACGAAGCUUGGUUGGAGCGCUGACUGAGGUAUCUGUAAGGUGGAAAUGGGGUGGUUGCACAAAUUAGAGUCUGAAAGGGAGAAUAAAAAGCAGCCUAACACCCCGGAAAGCAGGUUGAUGAGGGAUUGCAGUUCUUCCUUACUGAAGUUUCACAUUAGGGUUUCCAUCAUCGUUUAAACAGAAUAGAAUAGAAUAGAAUAGAAUAGCUUUUAUUCUCACUGUUAC
Messenger RNA from Oreochromis aureus, 2165 nucleotides. RefSeq names its product dickkopf WNT signaling pathway inhibitor 3a (gene dkk3a). Gene Ontology annotation, molecular function: receptor antagonist activity; co-receptor binding. Gene Ontology annotation, cellular component: extracellular region. The coding region runs from base 190 to 1002 and encodes 270 amino acids. Gene Ontology annotation, biological process: negative regulation of canonical Wnt signaling pathway; multicellular organism development. Lineage: Eukaryota; Metazoa; Chordata; Actinopteri; Cichliformes; Cichlidae. The record is from RefSeq and is a predicted model, not a curated record. The transcript has 8 exons.